AUGUUUCUCCAAGAACUAGGGGAUUCUCUUAUAAAGGGACACAUUGAAAAAAGGGAGCGGGUCCCCCGAGACCCAGCCGCUGCAGCUGUGGUCAGAGAGCUGCAGACCACGGCAAGCACUCCGUCCACGUCAGCAGGAAGACGAAGAGCUUCAGCACCAGCAUCCUUCCCUUUAGCUAGCCCUGCCACAGCCACAGACCCAGACCCAGAGAGGCUGCGGAUUCCAAAAGAAAGCACUGUCAGCUCCAAACCCUCCUGUGAGUACAGACAACAAAUGCCAACGGCUCAAGCUGGUGCUACUGAUGCUUUUUGUGCUUUACUAGUGGCUGCUAUCUCCUUCCUGAUUGUAUACCAUUUCAGAAAAUUAAAUGACAAGGAGCAAGAAUUACAAGAGUUAAAGCAUGCAUAUUACAACUUCACCAGUAACAACAGUGCUUUGCUGGCAACUCUACAGUCUCAGUACACAACAAACUACAGUGCUCUGAUGAAAAAGCACACAGCUUUAGAGUCUCAAUACAGAACUCUAAAUGAUAAACAUGCUGAACUUAGAAAACUGAAGGAAUUCUACUGUCCUGUUACAAACCCAACUCAAGAAAAGACUUGCCAUGUAUGCCCAAAUGACUGGGUGCUCUUUAAUUCUAAAUGUUACUUCUUCUCCACUGAUAAACUGACAUGGCAGCAGAGUCAAAAGCAAUGUAAGAAAAUAAGAGGAAACCUGGUGAUUGUAGAAAAUGAGCUGGAACAGACAUUUCUAAACAACAGAAUUAAUACCAACGAAUGUGAAGACAAAGUUUAUUGGAUUGGCUUAAAUGAUCAGAAGACAGAAGGUGAAUUUGUCUGGGUGGGCAACGGAC
This is a messenger RNA of Polypterus senegalus (gray bichir), 853 nucleotides long. Its product is annotated as CD209 antigen-like protein B. The record is from RefSeq and is a predicted model, not a curated record. Lineage: Eukaryota; Metazoa; Chordata; Cladistia; Polypteriformes; Polypteridae. The annotation marks the transcript as partial. The transcript has 5 exons.